UGAAGGACAAUCAACAAUAAUCAGGAACUUUAAGGGAUAUCCUAACUAUGAACCAUGUCUUACAUGCUUAAGGAAAAUGGAAGCGAAAGAAGACGUCUUCUUGAUGAUGAAUGCACUCUCCAGACAACCCCUGUGGCCGAUGCCCAAUCACAGAACAAGGACUAUGUGGUUUACAAAGAGAGAUGGUAUAUUCUCAUACUUUUCUCAGUGACAGCCCUCCUGUAUUUGUGUACUUGGAAUACAUGGGGACCUAUAGAGAACACAGCAUCCAUCGUUUUGCAAUGGGGUCCAGGGCAGUUUGCGCUGCUGGCUAAUUGGGGACCCUUUUCAUUCCUCCCUUCAGCAUUACUAUUUUCAUGGCUGCUUCAUGCAAAGGGACUCCGUGUGUCGCUUCUAGUCUCUGGUGGACUUCUCGUUAUGGGAUGUGGUAUAAGGUGUAUUCCAGCACCAGUCUGUAUGAUGAAAUGGACAAUGAACAUUGGGCACAUAUUUAUAGGAUUGUCUGGGCCAGUUCUGAUGUCAGCAGUCACAGCCAUAUCUGCAACUUGGUUUCCAACAAAUGAACGUACCACUGCCACUGCCAUAGCAGCAACAGCUCCAUACAUUGGCCUUGCAGGCUCCUUUAUCAUUGGACCACUCAUUGUGACAGAAAUCCAUAGUCCAACUACAGGAUCCCCACUUACUACUAGUGGAAAUCAUUCUGAUGAAUAUUACAUAGAUGAGGAUGAAAUACAAAAGCAUCUUCAGGAAAUUCGAAAUCUUAUGUAUAUUGAAUUUGGAGUAAUUGCUGCAGUCUAUUUAUUAACUUUGGUUCGCUUUCCUGCAAAACCUCUUACCCCACCAUCGGCUUCAGCUGUGAGAGAGAGAGAAGAUAUGAAAGCUGGAAUUAUUGCUUUACUCAAGAAAGUAUCAUUCUGGAUUCCAGCUCUUGCCUAUGCCUGUAUUACUGGAGUGUUUUACGGUUGGACAGCGCAGCUAGGAGCCAUAUUCGGUGAUAAAGUCAGCCAAACAUCAUCAGGUUGGAUGGGUUUUUACACCAAUUUGGCAUCACUGGUUGGAGGGGCGAUUACUGGCAGGUUUGCAGAUCAUUUUGCUGGAAAGAUGAAACCCAUCCUACUGUUCCUCAUCCUAAUAUCUUCAUUUUGCCUAACAUGGGCUAUUCUUAUUGUUAAUGAAUAUAUCAAUUUCAACCUAGAUUGCCUAUAUGCCGCUGUUGUUUUAUUUGGGUUGUUCCUCAACUCCACCAUACCACUUUUUCUUGAGAUAACUGUUGAGGGCGCAUUCCCCAUUGGUGAAGAAACAACCACCAUUCUCAUGACUAUGUUGAAUAAUGUGACUACCCUAGGUUUUCUCAUUCUACCAAUGAUCCCAUCAAUAGUUGACUUUGCUUGGCUGAACUGGGUGAUGUUGGGAUCUGUGGUUAUCUGUAUUCCCCUAAUGGCCUUCUACAAAGAGCACUAUAACCGACUUCAUUUUGAUGCCAGACAUCCAGUCAAUGACAGCAAUUUACAAGAAAAAUAGAAGGUUCUAAUCCGGCAUUUCUGCAGCUCUUGUGGCGUCCACUAUGAACUGUUUUAACAGCACUUCAGUUGACCGUUUAGUUAUAAUAAUUCUUUCCUAUAUAUAAACGCAUGUAUUUUCUUCGUUUCCAAGGGGGAUCCACACUUUACAAGCUUUGCUUUUUAGUGGACCUCCUCAUUUCCAAUUAUGCUCAAUAUUAUACUUUUUUUACGAAGUAAGAAUGCUCUUCUGUAAAAUUGUACUUGAUUUGUAUUACUUUAUAAUACUUUGUAUUGUUUUGAAUCGAAAUGGAAUAAAUAAUUGAAUUGACCGUCUAUCCCCUCAUAAUACAGUGUUAUUUUGUUUUAAGAGCAAUAUCUACUUAACAUUCAUAGUAAUUCCAAUGUUAAGAGUAAUAAACCCUUUUUGCACAUUAAAUUGGGGACAAAUUUGAUGUAUUACUAUGAACUACAGGAUAAAUAUGAGAGGGUGACAUGAUCGGUUUUCUUGGUAUUGAAUACUGAUCAGAAUGGGCAUUAUAAGUGAUAUCUCGGCAUUAUGCGUUUCAUAUUUCUAUCGCU
Messenger RNA from Lytechinus variegatus (green sea urchin), 2081 nucleotides. Its product is annotated as solute carrier family 49 member 4 homolog. Gene Ontology annotation, molecular function: transmembrane transporter activity. Gene Ontology annotation, cellular component: intracellular membrane-bounded organelle; membrane. Lineage: Eukaryota; Metazoa; Echinodermata; Echinoidea; Temnopleuroida; Toxopneustidae. The coding region runs from base 55 to 1521 and encodes 488 amino acids. Gene Ontology annotation, biological process: transmembrane transport. The transcript has 12 exons. The record is from RefSeq and is a predicted model, not a curated record.